GCUACAACAGCUGACUAAUUAAGCAAAGCGACUGAUGCACUGCCAUUAUUUAGCAUUGCCUAGAUGAGUGGGCAAGCCAAUUUUCACACAAGCUAUUCGAAAAACACUGGGAACUAUGAGUUUUCAUUACGCGGAAUCGGAAUCGUCGCAGUCAGAGAGCAAAAUGGACAUCUCCGAGACGCCCACGGACUCGACGGGCAUCUCCCCGCUGGCCGAUGAGUGUACGCAGGACACUGCGCCCCAGGUGAAAACCAUUCUGGAGGAAGAAAAAGACACCAACACGAGCGCUACCCUGGACAAUAGAAUAAUGCGACCGGAGCUGCUGUCCAUCGAAACGAUGCCACAACGACAAAUCAUUGAACGCACGCUGGCCAACAGCCACCCGCUGAUGUCACCGACGAACACAGACUCGGACUCCGAGCCGUUUCAGACCAAGCGGAACAACUUUCCCGACGUAGUACCCGCCACCGAGGCGGCCGUGCAGGCGAAGAACACACUGAACCAACAAGCCCCCCGCAACAAGCCGCAGGAUGCCAAAGUCAGUCUUCUGAGGACCAAUAGCCCCGACAUCCUCAGCAGCGAAUCGGAUGCGGAUGUUUCGCAGUACCUUGCUGCUGUGGAGUCCAAUUUUCAAUCCGUUUCCCUGCUGCCCAACUCCAAUGGCAAGAAGACGAAGCGCGGCAGCACUCUGCCUGGUGGCGAGGACAUCUCAAGCCUGGAUUCUAUCUCAAACCAUAGCUUCGAUGAUGAUGAGGAUAUCGAACACAAUCUGGCGUCGCUGAGUCCCUCGAGCUCGCUCAUCGACGGCCUGGAUGGGGAGGACGAUGACGAUGAGUGCGAAGGUCCUGAACUACUGCCCGACAAUGACGAUGAUCUGGACCUGGAUUUUGGUCUGGCCACAACGCCCACGCCACACACUCCGGCUGCGGCGACCCUACCACAGUAUUCGGCUGCCGAAGAGCGGCGCGAUUCACGGAAUUGGCAGAAGAUCACACUACCAGAUGGACGCACGCGGGAGAUCGACAUGCGGGUCAUCGAGCCCUACAAGCGUGUGCUGUCACAUGGCGGCUAUCUGAAGUCUGGCGGUCAGAAUGCAAUAGUCAUCUUCUGCGCCUGUCACUUGCCGGAUCGAUCGCGGGCCGACUACAGCUAUGUGAUGGACAAUCUGUUCCUCUAUGUGGUUAAGACCUUAGAGCAACUGGUGACAGAUGAUUAUGUCUUAAUCUACUUGCAUGGCGGCUCUAAUAGGCGCAAUGUGCCGCCCUUUCCAUGGCUGAAGCGAUGCUAUCAACUGCUGGAUAGACGCUUGCGCAAGAGUCUGAAACACAUGUAUUUGGUGCACCCAACCUUUUGGAUCAAGUCAUUGGUGUGGAUGGCACGUCCGUUUGUCAGCACAAAGUUCUGGCGCAAACUGAUUUAUGUAAAAUCUCUGGAGGAGCUGGGUCUGCAUGUGGCUGUGGAGAAGGCAGCCAUUCCGGAGAAGGUGAAGCAGUACGAUGCCAAGCGACAUUGAGAAUCUGCAAAUACUCUCUAGACUUGUUUCAUUCAAACGCAAAACACUCGCCAUUUGUGUUUCAGCAUUCCCCAUCUUCAUCCACUAAUCGAUUAUUUGAGCUAUCCCUCUCUCCCUCUCGCUAUGCUUUAAUUUAAGAUCUCAAUCUUUGUGAUACUUUGUGUUUGCCUUCUACCAGACGUAGCUCUCAUAUCCUACUUCCCCUGCGCGAGUGUGAAGCAAGAGGAAGCGUUUUAGCAAAACAUCGAACAAGUUUUUGUAGUUCUUUAUUGGCAGCCGUACAAUUGUAUUAGUAGACACAUGCAUAUGCACACGCGACAUGUGCUAGGAUUCCUAUACGCAUACAUAUAGAUAUCAUAGUAAUUAUCAUGUAGCUUCCGCUUCAUACAAUACAAUAUUCAUAUAUUUUGUAAUGGGAAAACAGACAUCAUAAGCAACCAGAAACCACCAAAACUUCCGAACAUGUUACCUUUUUUGUGUAGUUGCAAACAAAAAAACGAACAAAACGAGACGACACGGGAAAACUGAAUUUAAACAUAAGUAAUUGAAAAUCUUUAGCUGAAUUUUGCAUUCACUGCAUAUUGUAUAUUCCCCGAGCUGUUUCGCCACCGCACGACCUAAGACCACUGAGACCCCAUGCCAGUAAAUCGUAGGUUGCACCAUACACAUACACACACAUAAUCGUAAUACUCGUACUCGUAUCCACCAUCUGUAGGAAGCCCCGUUUAGUCUAUAAGUGAUACAAUACAUAUAUAGUGACCAUUCUUGAAGAACGUUUGAUAUUUGUAAAGUCUACACACGCGGAACACAUGUAGAAUCUCUCUCUCUCUAUAGAUGGAUGAUAAUCUGACGUACAAUUUAGGCAAUAUAACCGAUUGAUAUUACGGUCGACAUUUUGUUGGUUUCCUUUAAUUGCUUCAAACAAUAAUAAUAAUAAUAAAGUGCAA
Drosophila persimilis is the source of this 2460-nucleotide messenger RNA. RefSeq names its product BCL2/adenovirus E1B 19 kDa protein-interacting protein 2. The transcript is spliced from 4 exons. The record is from RefSeq and is a predicted model, not a curated record. NCBI's taxonomy places the organism in Eukaryota, Metazoa, Arthropoda, Insecta, Diptera, Drosophilidae. Gene Ontology annotation, cellular component: cytoplasm. Bases 116 to 1513 code for a protein of 465 amino acids.